AUGGGAAAAGUUUCAAAGAACUCCAUUGAUUAUUACAUACUGCCGAAUAAGAUUUUAUGUAGUAUGAUCGGCAUGUGGCCUUUCAGCGAGGAACGAUCGACCUGCCGCAACGCGUUCUCGUGUUUCCGCUUGGUUUUCUCUGUUACGGCGGUGUGCACCAUUUUCGUGCCCGGUAUUAUGAUUAUUGUUGUGAAGUGGGGAGAUCUGAAGAUUCUUACAGGAGUAGGAUGCAUUCUAACAACCCUAGCGCAAUGUCUCUUCAAAACAAUUUACCUAGUAGCAAGAAAAGAAAGAUCACACCGAUUAUACAAAGAACUUCGAAGUCUCUGGGACUCGACCGACGAUCCAACAGAAAUGCAAUGCUACCAAGACCUCGCUCACGUGGCGCGAACCUGUACCAUAACCUUCUACUCGUGUGGUGCUCUGACUUCCAUCGUGUUCAUAAUUUCGGCAGCGCUGGAGUGCAUGAAUGUCGACGUCAGUAAUGGUACCGAUAGCAUUCGACCUUUACCCUUUGAAGUCUGGUACGGAAUAGAUGUCUCAGAGUCACCCAGGUUCGAAGUGGUGUUCGUCUGUCAAGCACUGGCGUCCACAAUUUGCGCCGUAGCAAUCUGCAGCUUAGACACCGCGUGCGUGACUGCGAUAUUACACGUGUGCGGUCAAUUUAAACUAAUUAGCGUGUGGAUCAGUCACAUAGGAUUCGAAACGGAUUGCAAUCUGACUAAUUACUUGGUUGACUCUCGGAGGAACCUGAGGACGGACCUGGUCAAAUGCAUUCGUCAUCAGCAACGGUUGAUAAAUGUAGUGAAGGACGUUAACACAUUAAUGACUCCCAUAAUUUUCAUACAAAUCCUAACAUCUGGCAUAGAGAUUUGUCUGAGCGGCUUCGCGGUGUUCAGCUACGACGCAGGUGGCGAUCUGUUUAAAUUUAUCUCUUACUUAGCUUCGAUGAUGGUGCAGCUUUUAUUAUGGUGCUGGCCCGGUGAAAUUCUGGCUCAGGAAAGUCAGAAGAUAGGUCAUUCUGUUUAUCUGAAUAUUCCGUGGUACCAGUUACCUCUGAUUUAUCGGAAGAAGAUACUUCUGAUGAUUCUCAGGUCGCAAAAGUAUUGCAGUAUUUCGGCACUGACCUUCCAGUCGCUGUCUAUUUACACCUUAACGAGCGUGUUUAACACAGCUUCCUCUUACUUUGCUCUGUUACGACAAAUACAGGAUCAGUCAACGUGA
Messenger RNA from Megachile rotundata (alfalfa leafcutting bee), 1224 nucleotides. RefSeq lists its product as uncharacterized. Gene Ontology annotation, biological process: sensory perception of smell; detection of chemical stimulus involved in sensory perception of smell. The record is from RefSeq and is a predicted model, not a curated record. NCBI's taxonomy places the organism in Eukaryota, Metazoa, Arthropoda, Insecta, Hymenoptera, Megachilidae. Gene Ontology annotation, cellular component: plasma membrane. Gene Ontology annotation, molecular function: odorant binding; olfactory receptor activity.